This is a messenger RNA of Oppia nitens, 1246 nucleotides long. RefSeq lists its product as uncharacterized. The record is from RefSeq and is a predicted model, not a curated record. Bases 87 to 953 code for a protein of 288 amino acids. The transcript is spliced from 2 exons. NCBI's taxonomy places the organism in Eukaryota, Metazoa, Arthropoda, Arachnida, Sarcoptiformes, Oppiidae.
GCGAUCAUCACAUGUGUUGUAAUUUUGUAAACAAACCUUAAAAAAGUUGUUAUUAUUAUUGAUAUUAAUUGUAAAUCAAAUAAUCAAUGAAAUUAUUGAUUCAACUCAAGAAUCGGUCACUUGUUUUGCAUCCAAUCCUUAUAGUGAGUCAUCUGAGGUCACAUGCAGUCCAUGUCAUGAAAUGGCGAUCAUUUCAUUCAAAGUUGUUUAAUACAAGAGAUGGUCAUAUGUUAAGUGAUGCGAUACUGUCGGUCAAAGUAGUGACGAAUGUAAUGUCCAAACGGCACAUAAACUUUGAACGGUUGCGACAAAUCUAUCGGAUUAUCCGUUUAAAAGACAGAGGUAUUGAACACAACUUCAAACACGACAGACAAAAUCCUAAGGAAGAAAUCAUUGUUUAUAAGUCUGAAAUAAAUCGGAUCACAUUUUUGGGUGGUAUUGUCUUCCCAUUAUUAGCUAUUAUCACGAGUCUUGCAUUAUAUAUAUGGCCGCAAAUCAAUAGGGAUACGAUUGAAAUACCAAUAGAUCCGCACGACAAGAGAUUGGGUCCCAAAUAUGCCAAAGAAAUUGUAAUAUUAGUUUCGUGUUGGCAUUUGUCACUCUCUCGUAAGUAUGUCCUCCGGAUGUAUUACAAUAGAAGUCGCAAUGUUUUCAAAUUAAGUACUUGGAACUGGUAUUUUCCAUUCACUACGAGUACACGCGAAUGUCCCGCCGGUUCCGGUCAAUACAGUACUCAUCGGUUUAGUGAUUCACCCUUUUAUCACACAUUUUUUGGUAACUGUAAGGUCAAAGGUCGGUCCUAUUAUAUCAACGAAAAUCAAUUUGCUUUUCCCGUCUAUUAUAACAUACUGUUUGGUUAUAGUACUCCACGAUCUUUACCAUCAUUAGGUAAAUCCAUCGAAGAAAUCAAUAAAACCAAUGGAAAUAUUCUUCAAAGAAAACGAGAUAUUUAAUAGUUUAAGAUUUUUUUAUUGUGUUUUUGGGUUUACAUUAAACUUAUUAUAUAAUAAAAUUAAAUGACAUUCAAGUCGACGAAUACUACGUUAAGAAGUCCUUCUGUAUAUUGAAGACGACGGAAGGAUAAUGAACUCAAUAGAGAUGUUAUAAACAAUUUAUUACAAAAGUAGUCUUCAAAUGUCACACAUCUUUUCGUCGGCUUUUGAUUGUAUAAAUACAUAAAUAAAUUAAUUAAUGACUAACUCAUUGGUUUAAACACAAUUUGAGAUCAUAAACAAGAAUCUUAUAU